Molecule: messenger RNA, 1750 nt
Organism: Desarmillaria tabescens
Lineage: Eukaryota; Fungi; Basidiomycota; Agaricomycetes; Agaricales; Physalacriaceae
Exons: 9
Coding region: 266-1414 (382 amino acids)
Source: RefSeq, a predicted model, not a curated record
AUCUUUCUAGUCUCAGUUCCGCCACAAUGCUCAUACUCUUAUAACAUCCUUGAUUUCAAUCUAUGAUCGAUUGACUUGCAUUUUGCAUUGCUCUGGCGCCGGCAUUGUCUCAUUUGUUGAAUCACUUAUACGCCCCCGACCUUGGCUGCAAUAAAGUCACGGAACAAUUUCAAGGAGUGCAAGUGAAAACUUCUGUUGUCAUAGAACUAAUCACAACAAUGAUCAUCUUUUCCAACCUUGACGGAUUUCUAGUGCCCUGUACAUAAUGGGGGAGGAAGGGUUUGAUUUUUCCGAUGAUGACAAAGCUGUCUUGUUCCAAUAUCUUGACGCUACUCUGAACUCCAGAAUCCUCUACGCGCUAUUGCAUGGCGUAUACACUGGCAUUCUUGCCGCUACGUUGUGGAAUAUAUUCAUCAAUAAAUAUUGGCCGAUCCGACGAGCUAUGGUUCUCGUCAUCAUUCUCCUUCAUGCUCUGACUACCAUCAGUUUUGCUGCCAGUUGGUCGUAUAUACACUCCUUAUUCAUCGAAAACGGGCAGAGUUUUUGGACCAUAUUUAUGAAGAUGACCGACGGUACGACCCAAGCAGCCUAUUGGGAGCUGGGUAUUACAGCCUCCUUGAGCACCAUUCUCACAGAUUCAUAUAUGAUUUGGUGCUGCUGGAUGGUUUGGGGUCGAUGGUGGCCCGUUGUUCUGCUCCCGAUACUUUCCCUAGUUUCUGCAACCGUGCUGAGAAUCAUUGACAUAUAUCACGAGUACUCCAACAUACACAACGAAGUAUUCCCUAUGCUCUACAUAUCCUUUGUUCUGGCGACGACACUAUGGUGCUCUAUGCUGAUCGCUUAUCGCAUAUUGACUAUUACUGGGACUAGGCGUGGAGUAGAGGGUCGACUGGGGGUUUAUCGCCGUUUCAUUGAAGUACUAGUGGAAUCCUCGGCUCUCUAUUCAAUAUCUCUGAUCCUUAAUUUGGCUUUCACUAUUCGCACUGACAAUCGGGGAGGGUACUAUUUUGAUGUCAUCGCUGCCAUUGCGAAGGGAAUUGCUCCGACGCUCCUCGUAGGACGUAUUACAUCUGGACAUCGGGCCCGCCCAGAUGAUUCGUGGCAGGGAAGCGUGGUCGCGUCAACUUCAAUUAGGUCUCAGUCACAAGAUCUUAAUCGAACAAGCUCCCAGGAAGACAGUGCCCUUAACCGUGAUCUCGAAGCUCAGCGCGAGAUUUCUAUCAGGGAACUUGCUCUUGCACUUCGCUCUGCUUUGACCGAUCGUGCCCACCCAAAUACUGCUGUUGUUCCGGAGAGUGGGACUUCCUCGCCCCACCUCGGGAAUCACUCGCUCCUUCAAGACAGUUUACCCCCUUCUGAGGAUGUCAUCCGCAGUUCCACCGUUGUGGACGAGGCGGCAGUUUCAACUCGAUGAAGAUCUGUUCUUAAAAUGAACAUAGUACGCAAUAGCCCAUCUGUUUUUAUUGUAGCCCUGACGUCCUACCGUAUAUAUAUAGAGCCCGUUUUGCAAGGGUUCCGAGACUUAGAGUAUGUCGUAUGCAUCGUUGCGUUUAAAAUAAGCUGUCCGAUUUAUAAUAGACUAAUAUCUAUGAGCUUACUUAUCUACACAACGGAGCAGAUUCUCAGCCCCAGCCUAGAACAUCCGCACGCAAUACUACCAAGAUGCUUCAUAAUUGAAGUCGGAACAUACCAGUCCAACGACCAACGGAAAACUUGAAGGUCAUCUGACUUCCAGUCUUGCUCCGUUACC